AUGAUAAAUAGUCAAUCAAGAGAAAGAUUGAGAGACAAUGUUAGUGUUAAUGACGGUAGUGUUAGUGGUAGUGUUAUAAAUAAUAGUAAUAUAAGUAGUAGUAGAAGUAAUAGUAAUAGUAGUAGCAGUAGUAAUAAUAAUAAUCACAAUCAUAAUAAUAAUAACAAAAAUAAUAAUAAUAAUAAUAAUAAUAAUAAUAAUAAUAAUAAUAAUAAUAAUAAUAAUAAUAAUAAUAAUAAUAAUAAUAAUAAUAAUAAUAAUAAUAAUAAUAAUAAUAAUAAUAAUAAUAUAAAGAUUUUAUUACCAGGAUAUAAUUAUGAAAUAAAUGAUAGAUUUAUAAUAGAGUUUGGAAGUGGUGAAAAUGGUAUUGGAUUUAAUACAACGUUACCACCAGAUUUACAACCAUUUUUUAAUUCACCCAAUGAAUAUAGAACAAUUAUAAAUUUAAUAAAUCGUUAUAAGGCAAAAUCAAUCACAACUUUUACAAUUUUAAUAUCAUUACAUCUUGUUGUGAUUAUGCCUUUUAUAUUUAUUUUAAUAUUUUUUGGUGUAUCAAAAGAACGUUACAAAGCUGACAAAGCUCCAUUUUUUGUUAGUAUUGCUUUGUUGGCCAUUUUAUUUAUAUCUGUUUUUGUAAUGUUUAAAAUUAGAACAAAAUAUAUUAAAAAAGAUAUUGAAGAAUAUCAUAGUCAAAUUACAAAUAGAUAUGCUAUAAGAGGUUUACAAUUUGUACCGACAUUAGUUUUAAAAAGAAGAAAUUUUUUAUUUAUUUUUAAAGAAGUUUUUCAAACUGAAACAGUAAUAAUUUACCCACAAAAAAUUAAUAAUAAUAAUAAUCAAAAUAAUAAUAAUAAUAAUAAUAAUUUAAAUAUAAAUUCAUCAAAUAGUUCUAACCAUAAUAUUAGUGUGGUGAAUGAAAAUGUUCGCGAGAGCAAACACAGGAAUGACAUAAUUCUCACCCCAGUUUCUUUAGAGAAUGUGGAUAAUGUAUAA
Molecule: messenger RNA, 993 nt
Organism: Dictyostelium discoideum AX4
Lineage: Eukaryota; Evosea; Eumycetozoa; Dictyosteliales; Dictyosteliaceae
Exons: 2
Coding region: 1-993 (330 amino acids)
Source: RefSeq, a predicted model, not a curated record